UGACCACAGUACAUGACAGAAUGUUUGACCGCCAUAUUUAUUGUUGUAAAACUUGUAGAUGUAAUUUGGUGAAUUUAUAAUGAAAUAGUUUGAAUAAAACAGAGUAUUAUAGAUUUUUAGUUAAACUAUUGAAUUGCCACACGAUGGCUGCAAGAUUGAAACAUAUUGAAGUGGAGAACUUCAAAUCCUACAGGGGUAGGAAACUAAUUGGGCCCCUCAAACCCUUCAAUGCUGUUAUUGGUCCAAAUGGGUCAGGUAAAUCUAACUUCAUGGAUGCCAUCAGUUUUGUGAUGGGGGAGAAAACACAAAGUUUACGAGUCAAAAGAUUAAGUGAUUUAAUUCAUGGUGCUGCUAUCAGUAGACCUGUUUCCAGAAGUGCUUCAGUAACAGCAAUGUUCAUUAUUGACGAUGGCAGAGAAAUGGCAUUCCAGAGGUCUGUUCAGGGAUCAUCUUCAGAAUAUAGGGUUGAUGGAACUGUUGUUUCUUCUAAUGAGUAUCUUGGCGAAUUGGAGAAAUUAAAGAUUAAUGUUAAAGCCAAGAACUUUCUAGUAUUUCAAGGUGCCGUUGAAUCAGUAGCAAUGAAAAAUCCAAAAGAAAUGACUGCCCUUUUUGAAGAAAUUAGUGGAUCAGGAUCUUUAAAAGAAGAAUAUUCUAGACUUCAACAGGAAAUGCAGAAGGCUCAAGAAGAAAUCAAUUGUGCGUAUCAGAAGAAAAAAGGUAUCAAUGCCGAGAAAAAAGAAGCAAGAUUGGAAAAAGAAGAGGCAGAUAAAUAUGCUCGAUUAAAAGAUGAUUUGAACGACAAACUGGUUGACCAUCAGCUUUUCCGCUUAUUCCACAAUGAAAGAGAAAUGAAAAACCUCGAACAGGAUCUCAAGUCCAAACAAAAAGAAGUCGAUAAAAUCGAAAAAAAGAAAGAGAAGCAAGAAGACAUUCUCAAAGAAAAGAGGAAGGAACACGGAAAGUACAACCGAGAACUCGCGAAGAUCGAACAGGAUAUAAGAGAAGUAGAGGUGGAGAUAUCGAAAAAGAAGCCUCAGUUCAUUAAGGCAAAAGAAAGAGUAACUCAUAUGCAGAAAAAGUUGGACGGUGCUAUUAAGACUUUGGAUCAAGCCAGAAAAGCUCACGAUGCUCAUAUGAAUGACAUUAAAAAAUUGGAGGAUGAAUUAGCAUCUGUGGAGAAAAAGAAGGAUGAAUACGAGACUCAAAUAGCUGGUGAAUCACAAAGUCAAGGAAGAGAUGUGCAUUUGGAAGAUGCUCAGGUAAGACAAUACCACAGGUUGAAAGAAGAAGCUGCCAAGCGAUCAGCACGAUACAUGCAGGAGUUGGAUUCGGUCAACAGAGAACAAAAGGCAGAACAGGAUCGCUUGGACAAUGUUUCUAGAAGUAGAACAGAUGCUGAGAACAAACACAGACAGAAACUGCACGAAAAAGAAGAGAUGGAAAAGAGAAUAGAAAAGUUGGCAGAACAUAUUAGAUCCAGUGAUCAAGCUUUGCAAGAUCAGAAGCAACUUCGAGAAGAUUUACAAUCUGAUGUUGGAUUUUCUAAGGACAGAGUUCAUGAAAUUCAAAAGCAAUUGGAAGAUGUAGCUGAGCAACUUGGUGACGCUAGAACAGAUAAGCACGAAGAUUCCAGGAGAAAGAAAAAACAGGAAAUUGUGGAAAGAUUCAAGAGUAACUACCCUGGAGUGUACGAUCGAAUGAUAAACAUGUGCCACCCCAUUCACAAGCGGUAUAAUGUAGCUAUUACAAAGAAUUUGGGAAAGUAUAUGGACGCCAUUGUUGUGGACACCGAACAUACUGGCAGACAAUGUAUUAAAUAUCUCAAGGAGCAAAUGUUAGAACCCGAAACUUUUCUUCCUUUGGAUUAUCUUCAGACUAAACCAAUCAAAGAAAGGUUGAGGAAUAUAACUGAGCCCAAAGGUGUUAAAUUAAUAUAUGAUGUCCUUCAAUUCGAACCUCAAGCGAUAGCCAAAGCAGUGAUGUUUGCCACUAAUAAUGCGCUCGUCUGCGAAACGCCAGAAGAUGCUAUGAAAGUGGCUUAUGAGCUAGGAGGAAGAUUAGAUGCUGUCGCUUUGGACGGAACUUACUAUCAAAAGUCAGGUAUUAUCUCUGGAGGUAGUUUGGAUCUGGCGAGAAAAGCUAAGAGAUGGGACGAAAAACACAUGGCUCAGUUGAAAGCUCAGAAGGAAAAACUAACGGAAGAACUUAGAGAGGCUAUGAAAAAAUCUCGUAAAGAGUCUGAAUUAAAUACUGUCGACUCACAAAUCAGAGGACUUGAAACUCGUUUGAGAUAUAAUAGAACCGACAUGGAAAGCACUAAAAAGCAAAUAAACAUCGUAGAAAGGGAACUCGCUCGUCUAAAUGAAGAGAUGAAGAAACAUGGUCCUCAAAUUGAAGCUAUCGAGAAGAGUAUGCAAACUCGCGAACAACAAAUCGAGGAAAUCAAAUUAAAGAUGAACAGCGUCGAAGAUGUCGUAUUUUCAGAUUUUUGUCGCGAAAUCGGCGUUAAAAAUAUUAGACAGUAUGAAGAUAGAGAAUUGAGAGCACAAGAAGAGAGAAAGAAGAAAAGAUUGGAAUUUGAGAAGCAAAUCAAUAGGAUUACGAGUAAUCUGGAUUUCGAAAGAAGCAGAGAUACACAGAAUAACGUCAGUCGCUGGGAACGCACAGUAAAUGACGAAGAAGAAAAAUUGGAAGCUUGUAAGAAGCAAGAGAUCAAACAUAGGGACGAAAUAGACAAAGAUCUUCAACAAGUAGAACAGUUGAAAGCGUCUAGAUUAAACAAGAAACAAGAAGUCGAAGCUGCCGAUGACGAAGUGGGUAAAGCUAGAAGAGAAGUAGGUUCUGUGGCCAAAGAUGUACAAGCUGCUCAGAAAGCGGUGGUUUCUUUGGAAGGAAAAAUCGAAGGGAAGAAGAGUGAAAGGCAUACUAUCCUCAUGCAGUGCAAGAUGGAUGACAUAGCUAUACCUAUGAUAGUAGGAAACAUGGAGGACAUUGCUGCUGCCGAUCCCUCUCAGUCUUCAUCCAACGCCGAGACUAGUACCAGUGCACAACAACACGAAAAGGAAGCUAGAAUUAAGAUUGACUACAGCAGCCUAAGUGAUAACCUCAAAGAUCUCGAAGAAAGGGACGAAAUAAAGAAGCAGGCGGACAAAUUACUUAAGUCUAUCCAACAAUUACAAGAUACGCUUACCAAAAUACAAGCACCUAACAUGAAAGCCAUCGAGAAGCUACAACUCGCUUGUGGAAAGUUGCAAUCUACCAACGAAGAAUUUGAAAACUUGAGGAAACAGAACAAGAAGGCUAAAGCUGCGUUUGAAAAAAUAAAACAGCAAAGAUACGAGAGGUUUACAAGAUGCUUUGAUCAUGUGUCCAACGAAAUUGAUAACAUUUACAAGUCUCUAGCUCAGAAUCAAUCAGCUCAAGCAUUUUUGGGUGCGGAAAACCCCGAAGAACCUUACUUAGAUGGUAUCAACUAUAAUUGUGUUGCGCCCGGAAAACGGUUCCAGCCUAUGUCUAACUUGUCGGGAGGAGAAAAAACAGUGGCAGCCUUAGCUUUGCUAUUUGCAAUCCACAGCUAUCAGCCAGCCCCGUUCUUCGUUCUAGACGAGGUUGAUGCUGCUUUAGAUAACACAAAUAUUGGAAAAGUGGCCAAAUACAUUAGAGAAAAGACUGAGUCUCUACAGACUAUUGUUAUUUCGUUGAAAGAAGAGUUUUAUUCACACGCUGAUGCUUUAAUUGGAAUUUGUCCGGAGAUCAAGCCUGCGGAUUGUCUAAUUAGUCAGGUGCUAACGUGUGACUUAACGAAAUAUGACCAGUUCUGACCCGAGGAAAAGGCAGAAGAAAAGAACGAUAAAAGUUUCAAAAAGAAAAAAUAGUUUAUUUAUAUUUGCAUUUUUGAUAAAACGUACAACGUUCAUUGUUAAUUUUUUAGGUUAUUCGUAUGAGUUCAUUUUUAAAAUUUAAAAUUGUUUUAGAUUACUAUAAAUAACUUGUUCAGGUAAUAAGUCUAGUUAGAAAACAUUACUUUGGUGACUGAUUUGUAGAUUUUGUACUGUGACAUGUAAACAUUUUGUAUAAAUAAACAAUAUGACUUAACGAAAUACGACAUGUUCUGGCCCGAGUAAAAGAAAACCUCAGAAAAAAAAAAGAUAAAGUUUCAAAAAGAAAAAAUUGUUAAUUUAUAUUUACAUUUUUGAUAAAACGUCCUCGCGCUAAACUAAAAAAUCAUGAUAAUUACCUCCCUCAGGAGACUUAAUUUAUUCAGUUCUUCAUGUUGAGUCGGACAAAUUUUCGGCAUGGGGGCAUUUUGUAAAUAUACAGGUUUCUAAAUGUUGGUGCGUCCGACAACUGGAGUACCCUUAAAAUUUGUUAACCAAUUUGACAAUAUUACCAAACAGUCCUGCAAAAAUCAUCUGUGAGGGUAUACAUUUUAUGACUCCAUAACGCAGCUGAUUUUUGCAGGAUUGUUUGAUAAAAAAUACUUACAAUUUACUGGUAAUAUUGUUCGUCAAAUUUUUAAGAGUACACACUCCAGUUAUCGGAAGCACUAAAGUUUAGAAACCUCUAUGUAUAUUUAUGAAACGUCUCUCUCUUUUCCGUAUUAGAAAAGUUGUCCGACUAGAGAGAAAUUCACACCGAGAGUGCAGUACGGCUAAGAUAGGGCAAUACAUUUCUAAUGAGGAAUAAACGCACAGGGUUGUCGGUCUUCACUAGUUGUUGAUUGCUCUCUCAAGAGCGUCGCACAGGAACUGUGGCAACAAUGAAUGCGCAUUCCUAUCUUAACCAUGCUGCACUCCCAGUAUGAAUUUCACAAUAGACUUGAAUAACUGAAUGUCUCAUGAGGGAGGUACCCAUGUUUUUAUAAGGGUGGGGUUCAAGCCCUACAAGGUUCAUUGCUUUAGUUUAUUGUUCAUUUUUAGGUUAUAAAUAAGAGUUCAUUUUUGAAAAUUUAAAUUAUUUUAGAUUAGGUACUAUAAAUACCUUGUUCAGGUAAUAAGUCUAGUUAGCAUACAUUGCUUAGAUCACUGAUUUGUAGAUUUUGUACUAUAACAUGUAAACAUUUUCUAUAAAUAAACAAUGUAUUACUUAA
Molecule: messenger RNA, 5089 nt
Organism: Diabrotica virgifera virgifera (western corn rootworm)
Lineage: Eukaryota; Metazoa; Arthropoda; Insecta; Coleoptera; Chrysomelidae
Gene: SMC1
Product: structural maintenance of chromosomes protein 1A
Exons: 16
Coding region: 144-3821 (1225 amino acids)
Biological process (GO): sister chromatid cohesion
Cellular component (GO): chromosome; nucleus; cohesin complex
Molecular function (GO): ATP hydrolysis activity; ATP binding; protein binding
Source: RefSeq, a predicted model, not a curated record